AUAGACGCCAAGUUUGACAUUACAUUACGUCCGAUGUUUGGUUUUUGGUUUGAUGGUCACAUUUGUAUUUAAAAUAGUUAAUAUUUAUACUGUAAAACAGAACACAUAAUUUAGUAAGAUCAAAAUGGUUGCACGCAUAGCAGGAGUAUUUGAUGAAAAGUUAACGGAAGCAAUAGCAAAUUCUAAGAUACUAGUUGUAGGCGCCGGUGGUAUAGGUUGUGAAAUUUUGAAGAAUCUCGUUUUGACCGGCUUUCCACAGAUUGAGAUUAUCGACCUUGACACCAUCGACGUAAGCAACCUAAAUCGACAAUUUUUAUUCCAUAAAGAGCAUGUUGGGAAGUCGAAGGCACAAGUGGCUAAAGAUAGUGCUCUAAGUUUUAACCCCAAUGUGAAUAUCGUUGCACAUCAUGACAGUGUUAUUAGUAAUGACUACGGUGUGAGCUACUUUAAACAUUUCAACAUUGUGAUGAAUGCUCUCGACAAUCGGGUGGCUCGUAAUCAUGUGAAUAGAAUGUGCCUCGCUGCCAAUGUGCCUCUCAUUGAAACGGGAACAGCUGGAUAUGCAGGACAGGUGGAGCUAAUUAAAAAAGGUCUGACACAAUGCUAUGAAUGCCAACCUAAAGCACCGCAGAAAACAUUCCCUGGUUGCACAAUCCGUAACACACCUUCAGAACCAAUACAUUGCAUAGUAUGGGCCAAACAUCUGUUCAAUCAGUUAUUUGGUGAAGAAGACCCGGAUCAAGAUGUCAGUCCGGACACAGAGGAUCCGGAAGCAGCUGGAACAGCUGGCAAAACCGCAUUAUCGUCACAGCAAACUGAAUCUGGCAAUAUUGAGAGGAAAAGCACACGAACAUGGGCAGCGGAAACUAAUUACAACCCAGAAAAGUUAUUUACGAAGUUGUUCGGUGAUGAUAUCAAGUAUUUGCUUUCAAUGGAGAACCUGUGGAAAAAACGCAGGCCACCUACACCUCUGUCAUGGGAUAAUUUGCCAGGAAAAGGUGAUGCACCAAAACAACAUUCUGGAUUACCUGACCAGAGAGUGUGGUCCGUAAAUGAAUGUGCUGAGGUGUUUGCUGCAAGUUGCCAAGCUUUGCAAACAGAACUUAAGGGACGUCCGGAAGGUGAUCAUCUUGUGUGGGACAAGGAUGACAAAAGUGCGAUGGACUUCGUCACCGCGUGCGCUAACAUACGAGCAUACAUCUUUAGUAUACCUCUCAAGUCACGGUUUGAAGUUAAAUCAAUGGCAGGUAACAUUAUUCCUGCUAUAGCGACUGCCAACGCCAUAGUCGCAGGACUUGCUGUGUUACGCGCACAAGGAAUACUCAAAGGCGAGAUUGAAUCCUGCACUAGUGUUUAUCUCAGACCAAAGGUCAACCACAGAGGUCAACUAUUUGUGCCAGAAAGAACUUUAACAGCACCAAAUCCGAAAUGUUAUGUCUGCGCGCCUAAACCGGAAGUCGCUCUCGUCUGUAACUUAAAACAUUUAACACUCAAAGACCUGACAGCCGCUUUCAAGGAUGGUUUGAACAUGCAAGCGCCCGAUGCGACCGUCGAGGGCAAAGGCCUAGUGGUCCUCUCAUCAGAACCCGGAGAGACUGAUCAUAAUAAUCAAAAGACUCUCGAAGAAAUUGGUCUAAAUGAUGGUUGCGCUUUACUUGUUGAUGAUUUCCUUCAGAAUUACGAAGUGAGAGUCCGACUUCAGCAAGAGGAUGAGGAGAAUUCGUGGCGUUUGGUGACUGAUACGGAUGCUCCAAUGCCAGGGCCCAAGGAAGAGGAACCGGCUAAUGGUUCGAACGGUGCUGAGGAACCGAAACCAGGUCCGUCCCGCACCCAUCAUGACAGCGAUAGUGACAUGGAAAUCAUUGAUGAAGAUGACAAUGGUGAACCAAUGGAAAAACCACCGAAGCGUAGACGCAAAGAGAUGUCCGACGAAAUCGUUGAAAUAUGUUAGUCGUUAAUGCACAUUUUUGUAGAUGAUUGAAUAAGAACGAUUUAAUACAAUGUUUCAAUAAAAAAUAUACUUUUAUAUGUAAGUGAAAUCUCCUAAAGAAACUCUGGUGUUUUAAUUGUCAAAAACUUAUUUAAAUAAGUGUUUUUGAAAACUUUUCAGUGUUAAUUAAAUAAACGAUAAAAUAUAAAAAGAUGAAGAAUUUGUAUGAUAGCUCUCGUUAAAAUCAAUUGCUUUAAAUUGAUUAUAUAAUUAGGUUGUCUGUACAAUUCUAAAAAUGCUGUAUGUUUUUACUAUAUGACCAGUCUUUCAGAUGGUCAAUAUAUACUAUUCACAAGACACCUAUUUCUAUAAUUCAGUAAAGGAAUAAAAGCAACAUUUCUGACUAUGUUGUCUGCUUGAAAAAUAGGAAUAGGAAGAAGUCCAGUAACCAGUAUGCAGGAAACUGAGAAAACUUUGUACUCCUACUAAACCUAAAUCUAGGUAAAUUUCCUGCACUAAUACUUAGAUUUAUUCUAAAGUUAAUUUUAAGUUAUAAAUGUACACUUUAGCAGAUAAAUGUUUUCCAACAAUAUUAUUGGAUAAAGUAAAUUAUAGCUUUUGUAACCAUAGUCUACUAAAGAACAGAUUUUUUACUGGUAUAAAACAUUUGUAUGUUUGUCUCAUUAAUAAAUUUUCAAGAAAGCAA
Messenger RNA from Papilio xuthus (Asian swallowtail), 2636 nucleotides. RefSeq names its product Ubiquitin-like activating enzyme 2 (gene Uba2). The transcript has 7 exons. Gene Ontology annotation, molecular function: SUMO activating enzyme activity. Gene Ontology annotation, cellular component: SUMO activating enzyme complex; cytoplasm. Gene Ontology annotation, biological process: protein sumoylation. NCBI's taxonomy places the organism in Eukaryota, Metazoa, Arthropoda, Insecta, Lepidoptera, Papilionidae. The record is from RefSeq and is a predicted model, not a curated record. The coding region runs from base 125 to 1951 and encodes 608 amino acids.